Acanthosepion pharaonis is the source of this 597-nucleotide messenger RNA. The record is from the annotation of a GenBank genome assembly. NCBI's taxonomy places the organism in Eukaryota, Metazoa, Mollusca, Cephalopoda, Sepiida, Sepiidae.
AUGGUUGCCAUUCCUGACGAUCUUGGGCGGCGUUCUCUGACAGAAACCCCACCCUCACCAAUCUCCGUUCCUUUCCGACUGCCAACUUGCCUCGGCUCUCCUCCAAUCCAAAAUCUAGACCUUCAUUACACCACCACCUCCGCUGCCAUCGUCACCCGCAGGUGCCCCACCCCUCCGUCUCUUCUUCCUCUUUUUUUUUUACUCUCUAGGGCCCACUCGAUCUACGUACAUUCACCCCCUCCUCUUAUCUCUACUUAUUAUCCCUCCAUUUCUCUCUCUCCUUCCUCUCCUUUUCAGGAUACCUUAUCCUAUCAUAUCUCACCCUCUCUACCGCCCCCGAAAGGACAAGCCUUUAUCUAUAUUUCUUUUUUAAUUCUUUCUUUCUUAUUUUUCUUUUCUUUCUUGCUGCCUUUCUUUCUUCUUUCUUUUUUCUUUCCUUUCCUUCUAUGUUCUUUCUUUCUUUCUGCUUUUUUCUUUUUUCCUCUUUCCUUCCUUUCUUUCUUUCUUUCUUUCUUUCUUUCUUUCUUUCUUUCGUUUUCCUCCUUUCUUUCUUUCUUUCUUUCUUUCGUUUUCCUCCUUUCUUUCUUUCUUUCUUAG